CCCACAUCUUAUCUUAUCGCUGUUGCCUUGGCGCGUCCGCUCGAUCCGAUCGACAUCAUCGCUCGAUCUCUCUGCCUGCUAGUACUCCGCACUACAAUAGGGGGUGCAGGGAUCAAUCUCUCCUGAGCUUUCUCGCGCGCGCACAAUGGCUUGAUAACCUUUAUUUUACCGUGGUGUGUCGCCAUGCCCACAGACAAUCACAUAAAACGCAAACCGGUCCCUCAACCUUCCGCCGAUGGAACUGUUCGCGGCGUGAUCGCCCUCUCGACUUCGACACCCAGGGAAGUACCGUCGCUGCUGCGACCAGGGCCACAACCACAACCACCACCAGAGCCAGAACCGCGAUCGCGAUCGCGAUUACAGCCUCCACUUCAAUUGCAACCAGGACCUCAGCAACAACAAAAACCACCUUAUCAUCAUCAUCAUCAUCAUAACCAUUCUCCUCAUCCACCGCCCGCCUAUGCGCCUCGACACCCCCAAGCCACCAAAACCCACCACCCCUCCGCCGCCCAAAAAGCCUACAGCUCAACCCUCUACUUUCUCGGCGGGCUAAUAGCGCACCCCACAAACAGCACAAAACAGCACACAAUCCUGCGCCACUCCCCCGGAGUUAUCUUCUACCGAGGAAGCACAACCUCCCUCACCCUAUCCCUCUUUUCCUCCACACCCCUCCCAGCAGACCGCACUUUAUGGCUCCAAAGCAAAGGCUGGAGCGGCAAGACGGGAAUGCGAACAAAAGCCCUCCUUCACCUCACCGACUCCUGGCUGGAGGUUACCCCAACUCUCCCAGCGCAAGCCUCCCAAGUCGACCCGGCUGACGAACGAGCCUGGCAGCGCGACAUCGCCAAAUUUCGGAAAAAGGCUACCGGGCGGGCGGUGGGACAUGUGUUGCGGGAAACGGUAGUGGUGAGGGUUCCUGUGGAGGCGGGGGACGGGUACUUUCAGGUUGUGUUGUGUGGAGGAGGUGGCGAGAGGAAUAGAAAGAAGGUGUUGUGUUAUAGUCCUGUGUUCCGGGUGUUGUCGACGAGCUAUAGUCCGAGUUCGGUGCGUGGGGCCAGUUUGGCGACGAUGCCGUUGGAGGUGGGCGCGUUGGUGCUGGGCAUGUAUGCGCAGACGGCGGCGGAGGCGGUUGUGGCCCCCGUUACGGCGGCCGUGAAGGGGAGGGUUAAGGCGGUGCAGCCGUCGUGGGUGAAGGAGACAGCGGUGCAGACAGUUUAUGAGGUUAGUGGGGCCGGAGGGAUGGUGGGGGAGGUUUUAAGGCGUGGGGAUGGGAGGGAGGUAGAAGGUGGGUAUCAGAUGGGUGUGUCGGAGGAGGGGCCUAAAGCGCCGUUUCCAGUGGAUUUUACGGCGAGGGUGGAUGGCGAUGGGGGAGAGGAGGGGGGGAGGCUUAGACUGAGGAGGGUCCCGGAUGCUGUGGCAGAGAGGUAUCAUGGGUUCUUCUUCGGGUGGGCGAGGAUGGAGGUUGGUGCUGGGCCGUGGCUGGGUGUCAUUCUCUCGAUUGUGUACUGGGACCCAACGCAGGAAACGAGGGUGAAUCUCUCCCAGGCCAUGACGAAAGUCACAACUCUCCGAUUUAUCGAUGACCCUAUUUUACCUGCUGGACAGUCCCGUCUGCAGAUCCGACUCAUGGGGUUUCUUCGUCCGGAUAUUCCCCCUCCGAGAGGCCAGACAGAAAGGGAGCUCAUCGCUGCGCGAGACGCUGCAGCUGAGGCGGCGAUGCUCGCUGACGCGUGUGAUGUGGCUCACGUGCAGGGUAUCCUGGAACAUCCUGCUUGGGCCGCGGAAUCUCUGGUGUCCAGAGCAGACGGGAAUAGCAGUUGGAGUGUCGAGAAUGUCAAGUACCAUGGACAAAGGCUCGCGGGGAAGAUGCCUCUGCAUUGGGUUGGGGUGAGGGCGCAGACGGCUGAGGUCAGAGAUAAGAAGAUUGCGGUGAAUGGGUUCUAUAUUGUCAGGGGAUGAUCGUCAUUCGAUUCUUGGAGAUAUGUGCUUUUCAAUGGUUCAAUAUGGGGUGCAAGUGGGAGUUGGUAUAUUGGUGUUUGGAAGUAGGGGUGUUGGAUAUGAGGCCGUUCAUAGUAUCCCUAUGUCGGUAUAUCCUUCCCGGGGUGGGAGCGGAUAUUCAAUUCACCCACCCCACCAUCCUCGACAUGAUAUACUGGAGAGAUGAAAUGCUGGACUUGGUUAUCCUUCGCUCUUCAGUGAAAGGGAACCAUAUUGAAGGUCGCCUGUCACUGUAAAUUCGCC
Aspergillus heteromorphus CBS 117.55 is the source of this 2241-nucleotide messenger RNA. RefSeq names its product LipA and NB-ARC domain protein. Bases 184 to 1959 code for a protein of 591 amino acids. The transcript has 2 exons. Lineage: Eukaryota; Fungi; Ascomycota; Eurotiomycetes; Eurotiales; Aspergillaceae. The record is from RefSeq and is a predicted model, not a curated record.